CUUUCUUUUUUCUCGUCACGGCCACUUGUUUGUACACUCCCUUCGAGUCCUCGCUCCUCGCAUCAUGGCAUUUGUACUCCGUUAGUGGUCCAGCUCUUGCGCUCCUACGCAACACCCCCCGUUCCGCGGCCGACAUACGAUACAAGUACGAUGGGCAACCUCGGAGACCUGUCGCCGCAGGGCAGUAUUGCGGUCGGAGUGAUCGUGGGCCUAGUCUCGACUAGCCUACAAGCCAUCGGACUUACACUCCAACGCAAGUCCCACCUCCUCGAAGACGAGAAGCCGAUCUAUGAGGGCCGCCGACCUCCCUACAAGCGUCGGCGAUGGCAGCUGGGCAUGGGCAUGUUUGUGAUCUCCAACAUUGUAGGAAGCACGAUUCAGAUCACCACGUUGCCUCUACCAGUUCUCUCCACACUCCAAGCGUCCGGACUAGUCUUCAAUACGAUAUUCGCUACUCUUAUCCUCGGCGAGCCCUUCACCCGCUAUUCGUUUGCGGGUACUGUUCUCGUCUGCAUUGGCGCCAUAUUAAUUGCGACCUUCGGUGCCAUCGGGGAGCCGGCGCAUACCUUGACUCAGCUAUUAAAGCUCCUGAUGCGACGUCCUUUCCUCAUAUGGAUGGCCAUGACCUUGGUCGUCGUGGGACUGAUUCUUGUUGGUUCAAAACUGUCGAGAUAUUGCAUAACGGGGUCGCGGGCGAAACCUACUGCGUCGGGAGUGUUAACACCGCAUGUGCAACGUCUUCAAGGUCGGGUCAAGCUCUUCCGGGGUAUGUGCUAUGGAGCUGUCAGUGGAAUCCUGUCGGCCCAUUCGCUGCUGCUUGCCAAAUCUGCGGUGGAGCUGCUGGUGCGCACGGUGGUAGACCGUGUAAACCAGUUUAACCGCUGGCAGUCGUGGUUGAUCCUACUGGGCAUGAUCGCCCUGGCUCUUACACAGCUCUUCUACUUGCAUCGAGGUCUUAAACUCUGCAGUACAAGUGUGCUAUACCCGUUUGUGUUUUGCAUCUACAACAUCAUCGCUAUUCUCGAUGGCCUGAUCUACUUCCGGCAAGCCUCUCAACUGGCGGGUUUCCACGCAGGCCUGAUCGCAUUAGGGACGACCAUUCUUCUUGGGGGGGUCCUUUGCCUCUCAUGGCGCCUUGAGGAUAUCGACAAUACUACUGCCGUCACUGUCGCGGGUCCCACGCAGACCGGGAUCGGACCAGGCAUGUCAGUUGUCGAGGAACACACCACCUUGUCACCUGGGCUGCUGGACGGUCUGGAGGAUGAGGAAUCGCAUAUCGGAGAACGAGAGCCGUUACUCCAUGGGACUACUCGCCCGCGACACCUUUCCUUCUACCAAAGGGCCCGAGCACCCAGUCUCCCGCUCAUACCACCUAUGGAUCGACAUGAAGCUGCCGAUCUCAACGCAGCCUCCAUUUGGGCCGAACUCGACGAUUCAGACUACGAAGCAGCAGGGCCCAAAUGGCGCUCUUCUAUCGAACGACCUCGUAGCUCUAGCGGUGGUCCAGCUUUGAAUGGUACGAUACGCGGCCUCUCGCGGAACUCGACCAUCAGCGCGAUACCGUAUCAUCGCCCAUGGGGAUCUCGUCGUCCUGGUCCCUCUAUACAAGGUGGGCAGCGACGCUCGUCCGCCCCAUUGGCAGGAUUGAUGGGUGCCCAACGCCGGUGGCGUAGUCCCUGGGGUUCUAUGACUGCCUCGCCGGUAUCGCAGGGAGUCACCGGAUACGGUACCAUCCAAGAAGAUGAGGAUGCUCCUCGUGGUCGGGACGUAUCACCUACACCUCAGCCGAGGACAACACCACUCAAUCUUCUCGCGGGUUCGAGGAGGACGUUAGCGGGUGCCUGGCGGAAUGGACGACAGUAUCUCUCUCGAUGGACUAACCCGCGGGCGGGUAGUCAAGAUCACACCCAUGCCAGUGCCAAUGCCCGAGACGGGGCCACAUCUCCAUUGCUACCACGAUUUGAAGCCGGAGGUCCAGACGACCAGGGGCCCAAGCAAGCAUCCGGCACGCCGUCAUCACUGUAAAGACCUGAUCUCAAUUUCCCUCACCUAUACAUUCCGCCAUCUCUGCACCCACCUACUCUCGCCAUCCGUGACCUCGAUAUAUACCCAGAAGACUCGUGCUUCGCUUUUUGUUUGCUGCCUUUGACCUUGUACAGUAGGGACACGUUCCCCACCCAGCAGCGGAAGAGGAGAUGUGUGUUCCAACCACUUUCCCUUCCCACCCAUCAACUCAUCCGAUGUAAGGAUAAGCGGAAGCUGACCUUUCCGGUUACUAAAAAUACCGAGGUUGAAUACAAGUCC
Penicillium subrubescens is the source of this 2304-nucleotide messenger RNA. RefSeq lists its product as uncharacterized. NCBI's taxonomy places the organism in Eukaryota, Fungi, Ascomycota, Eurotiomycetes, Eurotiales, Aspergillaceae. Gene Ontology annotation, biological process: magnesium ion transport. The transcript has 3 exons. The coding region runs from base 151 to 2025 and encodes 624 amino acids. Gene Ontology annotation, cellular component: membrane. Gene Ontology annotation, molecular function: magnesium ion transmembrane transporter activity. The record is from RefSeq and is a predicted model, not a curated record.